AUCUCCGGUGAUAUGAGGAGCCGCAGGUUUUUCAGGAGCAACAGGUGCUUGGAGAGAACCAACCUGUGAGUUUAUCAGACUGUGGGACUAUCUUUAGGAAAAAGAGAAAAAAAAAAAAAUCCCAGAAGACUCCGGCGGAGUCGCUGCCGUUUUCAUCCGUUUCUCCUAAUUGACUCUUCACCAGUAGGCUGAACAUGGUGGUACAACAGACAUCGUAGCGGUGACGGUGGAGCAGCAGCGAACGGAUCAGAGAUUUUGGGAUUAAAUCAUUACAUAUGGGUGAGACUGAAGAUGAGCGCACAUCACAGGCCGGCCAGCUCUUUGAAAACUUUGUCCAGGCGUCCACCUGUAAAGGGACGCUGCAGGCCUUCGGUAUCCUGUGCAGGCAGCUGGAGCUGGAUCCGCUGGACUACAGCAACUUCUACAGGACCCUGAAGGUGGCGGUCAGCUCCUGGAAGGUCAAAGCUCUGUGGACCAAACUGGACAAAAGGGCACAACAUAAAGUGUACAACCAGAGCCAAGCCUGCCAGGGCACCAGGUGUUUGAUCAUCGGCGGGGGCCCGUGUGGUCUUCGUACGGCCAUCGAGCUGGCCCUGCUGGGCUGUAAGGUGGUGGUCAUUGAGAAGAGAGACACCUUCUCCAGGCACAACGUGCUCCACCUGUGGCCCUUCACCAUCCACGACCUCAGGGGCCUCGGAGCCAAGAAGUUUUACGGAAAGUUCUGUGCCGGCUCCAUCGACCAUAUCAGUAUCCGUCAGCUCCAGCUGAUGCUGCUGAAAGUCUGCCUCAUUCUGGGAGUGGAAAUUCACGUCAACGUAGAGUUCGUCCAACUUGUUGAGCCUCCAGAGGAGCAGACUGAUGACAGUCCUGGGUGGCGAGCUGAGGUCCAGCCCUCUGACCAUCCUGUGUCGGAGUUUGACUUUGAAGUAGUGAUUGGUGCCGAUGGACGCAAAAGUACAUUAAAAGGUUUUAGCCGUAAGGAGUUUCGUGGGAAGUUGGCCAUCGCCAUAACGGCCAACUUUGUCAACCGGAACACCACAGCAGAGGUCAAAGUGGAGGAGAUCAGUGGGGUGGCCUUCAUUUUUAACCAGAAGUUCUUUCUGGAACUUAAGGAGGAGACGGGAAUUGAUUUGGAGAACAUAGUUUACUACAAAGACCACACCCACUACUUCGUCAUGACGGCCAAGAAGCAGAGCCUGCUGGACAAAGGCGUCAUCAUAAAUGACUGUAUAGAAACAGAGCAUCUCCUGAGCAACGACAAUGUCAGCCAGGAAGCCUUGCUGUCCUAUGCACGCGAGGCAGCGGACUUCGGCACCAACUACCAGCUGCCGUCUCUGGACUACGCCAUCAACCAUUACGGGCAGCCAGACGUGGCCAUGUUUGACUUCACCAGCAUGUACGCGUCGGAGAACGCUGCCUUGAUCAGGGAGAAACAUGGUCAUCAGUUACUGGUGGCAUUAGUGGGAGAUAGUCUCCUUGAGCCGUUCUGGCCGAUGGGUACAGGUUGUGCCCGAGGUUUCCUGGCAGCCUUUGACACAGCUUGGAUGAUAAGAGGAUGGGUGCAAAGCCGGAGUCCUCUGGAGAUACUGGCUGAGAGGGAGAGCAUCUACCGCCUGUUGCAUCAGACCACUCCUGAGAAUAUCAGCAAAAACUUUGACCAGUAUACCAUUGAUCCAGGAACCCGCUACCCCAACCUCAAUUCCAGCUGUGUGCGCCCCCACCAGGUGCGUCACCUGCUCAUAGAUGGCCAAGAGGACUUGUAUCACCUAGAAAAAGGCGGACCCACACGUAGAUCAGUCAACCUGUCCAGAAAAGAGUCUGAGGUGCGUCCUGGCCGGUUGCUGACCUGGUGUCAGAAGCAGACUCAGGGCUACAGGGGCGUUGACGUAACCAACCUCACCUCUUCCUGGAAGAAUGGCCUGGCCCUCUGCGCUCUCAUACACCGCCAGCGGCCUGAGCUGAUUGACUUUGACUCUUUCAAUGAGGAGGACGUGUCCAGAAACAACCAGCUGGCUUUUGACAUCGCAGAGCGGGAGUUCGGGAUCCAGCCAGUAACUACGGGAAAGGAAAUGGCUGCAGAGGUGGAACCAGACAAACUGCUGAUGGUCCUCUACCUCUCCAAAUUUUACGAGGCCUUCAGGAACUCGCCAGGAAACAACCACGGUACAAGAGAUCUAGAUGAGAAUGGUGACGAACACUUGACGAAAAACAACCACAGCGUACUCAAUUUGCUUCAGCCAAGAAAGAGAAUACCCAGGGAUGACAAAAAACUGGAAGAUGACUCUGCUAACAAGAGACGGCGAAAGGGCAACCACUACCUCACAGAGAUAUCCUGUCACAGUGCUCCACCUGCUGGUGAGGAUGGAGAGUUACGGGAGAACAAAGUCCGCUCUAUGGCGUCACAGCUGCAGGCCAAGUUUGAGGAGAACUCGUCCACGACAAAGCUUCGGAAUAAGUUUGACAAGGACACCUUACAUCCAUCCUUCUCUCCUCCUCCAUCUCCUGCCUCCUCUCCUCUUCCUGUCUCAGAGGAGGAGGAUGACGAGGAGAACCCUCGCUUUGCCAAACCCAAGGAGGAUGUCCCUCCUCCUCUUCCUCCUCCUCCACAGCUUAAGUGGCAGCCUUCCGUCUACCUGCAUUUGCUGGAGAAUCCUGGUGCAGCUGCUCCGCUUUAUUUCCAGAAAUCCUCUCCCUCUCACAGCAGCUACAGUCACUCUCUUUCACCGUCACGCUCGAAGAACACGUUAACUCUCUCCCGCUCACCCAGCCCGACCCACCGGCACUACCCAGAACACACCUCUCCUGACCUGUCAGCCAAUCAUUUCUCAGCUUCUUGUCUGUCAGUUUUGGGUGUUGAUCUUCUUUCUGAAGGACCACAGGAAGCGAUGCAACAGAGUAACGCUCAGAGACUGUCGGCGAGAGACUUUUCUCGCAGGAGCAUCAAGGAGAGAGCGGUCAUCCUCUGUUCCAUGUUUCCUGGGUCCAGCAAACCUCUUCCUGAGCCUCUUUCUCCUUUUUCAGAGUCUCAGGUGGAACCAUCUACCUCCUCCCCUCCGUCUCUGUCCUCUUUUCGUUCUCCCUCUGUAUCGCAGACGUCCAGUAGCUACUCCGUGGUCCAGCCACUCUCAGAUCCCGCUGGCCACACUUGUUCCUCCUCGCUGUCUCCAAACAUCUCAGGAAGCAAGAUUCAGAAUGACUCUUCCAUCCCUUUAUUGUACAUUGAAACCUCAGAGAAAACCUCCCGUCUUCCAUCUUUGUCUCACGCUAAUGAUGGUCAGAUGACCUCUUCACCUUCAGAUGAAAGCUGUCAAAGGAGACAAGAAGUCUCCUCUUCUCGCCCACUUCCGUUACCACACGAGGGAACGUGCGAGAGGCGGGAUGACCUUUCUAACGGUGGCGUUCAGAUCAGUGUUGAGCAAGAGCGGGAGACUGAGACUUUGAGCAGUGACGUCACGGCUGAAAGUACUCAGGUGAAGUAUGUUGGGAGCUGUGCUCUCCACAACCCCAGAAGAAUCACUAAAACGUUGGUGGCUCACUCUGAAAGCUUUUCUGCUGGAGCUCCUAAUUACAUAAAAGAGCGCACUGUUGGAAAGGUAUCGUCAGCCAUAGAUGCUAAAGCUCAGAUACUGGCCAUCCUCUAUGAGACAGACCACAGACCCAGUGCCAUGCCGUGUUCAGUGCGGAAGGACUUCCCUCCUGGACUUGGCGGCAGCGAUAUCUGUCACUUCUGCUCCAAGCGGGUGUACGUGAUGGAGCGACUGAGCGCAGGCGGCUACUUCUUCCACCGCGAGUGUUUCCGCUGUAAUGUCUGCAACUGCACCCUCCGCUUGGGAGGCCACGCCUUCGACUCACAGGAAGGAAAGUUCUACUGCAAAAUGCACUACGCUCAAUGGCAGUCCAGCGCUCACCUGAGCAGGGUCAGGAGGAGAACGAAUAACCAAACGGGAGUCACACCCUCACUGCGGCAGAGCGGGAAAUACUUGACGGCGGGUGGCGUGCAGAUCCAGCCUGCAGCUGGAACAUCCAGCCUGCUCUCAGAGAAAGUUGUUAGAGGGAUGAAAGGAGACCGUGAUGACACAGAGAUGGCUGUGGAAGCUCUGGAGACCUCCUGUGUCGAGAAUCCAUCUGUGAAAGGUAACAUGGAGGAAGAGAACCAAAGCCAGGAUGGUGCCAAAGAGCACCUUAAGUCCAGACAGAAUAAUCGGUGGAAGAGGAAGCUCCAAGCCACAUUCCCUCUGGUUUUCGUCAAACGAUUCCAGAAAAGCUGGACACUGGACAGAGAAGAACCAGAAACCGUCCCUGAAGCGGAUUGUGACGUUGAGAUCGCCUCAGCAAAUAAACAAUCUAAACUUGGUGAUGGAUCCAAGACAUCAGCCGACAACCCGAGUCCUCCAGAGAGUAGCGAUCGGACUGAAGAGCCUUCAGUCUGCAGCUCUAUCAGCCAGAAGAAACGCUUGACAAUAAAGCUUUCUGACAAGGAGAAACUUCUGAACUGGGAUGUGCAGGAAACGUUCGACGCCAAGACCGCACAGCAACCGAAGAACCAGGCUCCAGCAGAGACAGAAGCAGAUAAGCCUCAGCUCCACUCGGGCCAGGAGGAGGAAGUGGCCCAAAUCCAAACCUCUGCCUCGCCCCUGUCAGCUUUCCAGCUCAUAGCCAACGCCUUCAGGAGAACGUUUAGUGUGACCAAUCCCUCCAGUGGCGCCAGCGCAACAGCCUCAAUGAGGACCAAAGGGGUUGGCCCCCACAAACCGAGGCCCAUGUCAGAAGGGACUUUUAAACUUGGUCCGCUCUUCAGCACUUUGCCUCCAGACCCAUUCAAAGAGGAAAAGAAGAGCGCCAAGCGAGACUCCAACCCUUGGUGUGCGUCCUUAGGGACUGAUCCAUGGGGGAGUGGGCAUGACCUACCUUCUCUGUUGCAGCAGGUGUCUCUACAGACCCGGAAAAGCUCUGGAGGGGUCUUCGUUGAUGACAUGGCCUCGCUGCCUCGCCGGAGACUUGAUUUGUUCUCCUCCCUGCGGCUGAGGAAGAGGGAGGGGUCAGAGAGCAAGGGGAAGGAGCAAAAAGUUCAAAAGGAAAUCAGGACUAUCCUCACCAACCUCAGGAAGAAAGCUGCCAGCCAACAGAAUUUGGAAGAACUUUCCUCCACUGAUGAUGAAAAUGAAAACCCACCAUCCAGUCAGAAGGUGUGUACAGAGCGACAGAGGAGGAAACAGGAGAAAACAGCAGCCCAACAAGCUAAGCGAGAGCAGUUGAAGAGGCUUCAUAGAGCUCAGGUCAUCCAGAGACAACUGGAGGAGGUUGGAGAAAAGCAGAGAGAUCUGGAAGAGAGAGGAGUGGCCAUCGAGAAAGUCCUACGAGGAGAAUCAGAUGGCGCUCAGCCAGAUGACGCAGAGGAGGCCCAGCUCUACCAGUCCUGGUUUAAACUCGUUCUGGAGAAGGACAGAUUGGGACGCUAUGAAUCUGAACUCAUGAUCUUUGCUCAAGAGCUUCAGCUGGAAGACACGCAGGGCCGACUGCAGCAAGACCUACGGCGCAGAAUGGCGAAAGAUGAUACAAAGAAGAGCGAAUCCGAGUUGCAGGAGGAGCAAGAGAUCCUGGCUGAGAUCAUGAGGACGGUGGAGAAGCGGGACAUGUUGGUCUCUGUCCUUGAGGAGCAGAGGCUGAAAGAGAAGGCUGAGGACAGGGACCUGGAGAGCCUGGUGCUGUCCAAAGGCUACGAGUUCCACUGGACACCGGGGGACGAAAGCUGGAGUGAGCCGGAGCAGGGAGGAGUGGAAGGUGUUACAUUCUGAAAGGUGACGCUCCUGGUCUAGAAAAGGUGCUGAGGAGGGUAGAUUUCCUCCGACUCAUCCAGCGGUUUCUUCACCCUCAGGAACUUGAUGAGGUUUCAUAUUUUCAUGAACUGCUGAGUUGGGAAAACCGGUGGUUUGGCUUGAAUCCUCAGGAGUGAAGUCUGUCUGCCUUGAUGUGCAACGUGCCUUCAUUUUUGCACACUUCAUCAUCUCCAUUACAGCACUGUUUGCCUUAAAAGUGAAGUCACUGUGGUGAAUUUUCCUAUUGUUGGAAUGCACACUUAUCCUAAAGAUUCCAUGUUUUGCACAGUGUGAAUGGAUUUUGUCCUUAAAAUUGGUUUUAUUUAAUUUCCUGUUUGUCACUUUAGUUAUGCUGUUUUCUUCCCACUUUCCCUGGAAUGCUGAUACAUUCCCAUUCCGAUUCUUUUAACUACAUUCUUUAUUAAUAAAGAAAGAAACGACCCUUUAACUCCUCCGUGAAAACGCAGCUGCUAAAGCUGCAAAGUCGGUCUUGGCCGUCACGCUUCAGGGAAAAAAGUGUUGCUGCACAGCUGGAAAAGUUGGUGCAUGCCUGGCCCCGCCCCCAUCUGUGAUGUCACAUCACUUGCCUCCAAUCAGCUGUUGGGACAGAAUGCAAGCUGUGACAUCACUGUGGUAAAAGUUGUGCAGCCAGAGGGGCAACGUGUGUGGAGGUUAAAUCCAUGUAAAGUGAUUUUUGUGCUUCGCGUGAUCAUCAGUGCGAGUUUGUCUUUUUGCUCAACUACUGAGGAACUCGUGGUUGCACGUUGCCGUUUUUACGGACUACGAGUCCUCUGUACUUCUGAUCGACAGAUGAAUCAUGUUUGUUUACAUCAGUUAUAACUCCCAGAAUAAAUAACUAUUCCUGUUUGAAAUCCUGA
Messenger RNA from Thalassophryne amazonica, 6694 nucleotides. RefSeq names its product microtubule associated monooxygenase, calponin and LIM domain containing 2b (gene mical2b). Bases 276 to 5795 code for a protein of 1839 amino acids. The transcript has 37 exons. NCBI's taxonomy places the organism in Eukaryota, Metazoa, Chordata, Actinopteri, Batrachoidiformes, Batrachoididae. The record is from RefSeq and is a predicted model, not a curated record. Gene Ontology annotation, molecular function: protein binding; FAD binding.